Messenger RNA from Telopea speciosissima, 395 nucleotides. Its product is annotated as abscisic stress-ripening protein 2-like. The record is from RefSeq and is a predicted model, not a curated record. Lineage: Eukaryota; Viridiplantae; Streptophyta; Magnoliopsida; Proteales; Proteaceae. Bases 37 to 381 code for a protein of 114 amino acids. The transcript has 2 exons.
AAUCACGUACUUUUCUCUCCGGUCCCCACGACAACCAUGUCUGAGAAGAAGCACCACAGCCACCACUUUCACCACCACAAGGAGGAAAAACCCGCCGCCGGAGAAAUGACCAAACAUGACUAUGAGAAACAAGUGAAACACUACAAACACUUGGAGCACGUCGGGAAGCUAGGUGCUGUAGCCGCUGUUACUGUUGCUCGGCAUGAGAAGCAUAUGGCUAAGAAAGAUCCAGAGAACGCUCACAAACACAAGAUCAAAGAGGAGAUUGCAGCAACAGUUGCAGUGGGUAGUAUUGGAUUUGCCAUCCAUGAGCACCAUCAGAAGAAAGAUGCCAAAAAAGAAAAAGAAUCAGCUUUCGGGAAGAAACACCAUCUCUUCUGAAACUCAUCAUUUCU